Schistocerca serialis cubense is the source of this 1638-nucleotide messenger RNA. RefSeq names its product trehalase-like. The transcript is spliced from 5 exons. Gene Ontology annotation, molecular function: alpha,alpha-trehalase activity. Lineage: Eukaryota; Metazoa; Arthropoda; Insecta; Orthoptera; Acrididae. The record is from RefSeq and is a predicted model, not a curated record. Gene Ontology annotation, biological process: trehalose catabolic process. Bases 16 to 1638 code for a protein of 540 amino acids.
AAGACUUUUGUUGACAUGAAAUUAAGGAUGUCGGACGCAGAGACGACAAAAGACUUCGAACUGCUUUUAAAUAAAACGGGUGGAGCAAGUCCUAGUAGACCAGAACUCGAACAAUUCGUCAAGGACCAUUUUGAGCCGGUUGCUAGCGAGUUCGAAAAGUGGAAUCCACCUGACUGGAAGCCUUCGCCGGUUUUUCUGAAGAAGAUAAAGGAUCCGCGACUGUGGGAAUUCGCCAAGAAACUGAAUGGAAUCUGGAAAUUUCUUGGACGACGCAUAACUGAUUUGGUGCGCGAGAAUCAGGAGCUGUACUCCAUCAUUUAUAUGCCUUACGGUGUGAUAAUUCCCGGAGGCCGCUUCCGAGAAAUAUAUUAUUGGGACUCAUACUGGAUUAUCCGUGGACUGCUCAAGUGUGAAAUGUAUUAUACAGCUAGGGGCAUCCUGGCCAACUUCCUGCUGAUGGUUCGUCAGUUUGGACUCGUGCCUAAUGGCGGUCGUAUCUAUUAUACCGGGCGCUCGCAGCCACCAUUAUUGCUGCCAAUGGUGAAAAGCUAUAUGGAUGCUACCAACGACAUUGACUUUCUCCGUGAACACCUAGAUACACUUGAGAAGGAAUAUUCAUUUUGGAUUGGGAACCGCACUGUAACUGUCACCAAAGGAGGCAAGAAAUACCGUAUGGCGAGGUACUUUGAUGAUACCCCUGGCCCACGCCCUGAAUCUUACCGUGAAGAUAUCCACUCAGGACAGACCUUUCACACUGAACAAGAAAAAAUGUCAUUUUAUUCAGAGAUCAAGGCAGCAGCUGAAUCUGGUCUUGAUUUUACUAGCCGUUGGUUUAUCAAGCAAGGUGCCAACAAAGGUGUGCUGACGGAUACAAAGACACGCUAUAUAAUUCCUGUUGACUUGAAUGCCAUAAUGUAUUGGAAUUCAUUCAUACUUUCACGAUUCAGCAAGGAAAUGGGAUUGAUUAAGAAAGCAAGUUACUACUCUAACAUGGCACGUGACUGGCUUGAAGCAGUGGACAAGGUGCUUUGGCAUGAAGAUUUAGGUAUUUGGCUUGAUUAUGAUAUCUUGAAUCAGAAGCGGCGGGAAUAUUUCUGUACCACAAAUUUGACACCACUAUGGGCUGGCUGUUUCUACAAAGAUCGUGCAGAAGAACUUGCUGAGAGGAUUGUAAAUUAUGUGGAUUCAUACAAAAUUGUUAAAUAUCCUGGAGGAAUCCCAACAACCUUAGAGCAAACGGGACAGCAAUGGGAUUUUCCUAAUGCAUGGCCCCCACAUCAAGACCUUGUCAUCUCUGCCCUUGAAGCUACAAAUGACCCAAGAGCACUGAGAAUGGCUCGGGAAUGGGCACUCCGCUGGGUUUAUAAUAACUACCGUGCCUGGGUUGACACAAAAGUAAUGCACGAGAAAUAUGAUGUGACUGUAUUUGGAGCUCCUGGUUCAGGUGGAGAAUAUGAAAGCCAAAUGGGAUUUGGGUGGACUAAUGGCCUUGUAAUUGAUCUUAUGGACCGUUAUUCGGAUCAGCUCGUUGGUGAUGAAGAACCUGAUGACAAAAUGGCAACCCGCGUAGAACUGUGUAACACAUGCAAGGUUUUGGUUGCUAUAUUUUCUUUAUGGUGUUUCUACAAAACUCUCUAA